UUAUCUUUGAUUGACAUGAGUAUAAUCCAAAACGAAGGUAAACUAUAUACAAAUCGAAAGUAAACUGUACUUUUAAAAAUGGGUAAGGGAUUUAGCACGUGUAGUUACAAAAUAGACCAUGGGUAUUCCACAGGCAGCAGGAGGAUUUGCAAGCGCGGCUCUUUGAGUAUGAAAAGGAAAUAUCGACGUUGACAGAAAAAGAACAACACUAUGCGUUGCAACGGGAGCAAUUUGAAAACGAAAUAUCGAGGUUGAAACGAAAAUUAGACACUUGGUACGCUGCUUGUUCUGAGGAAAUGGAGAGAAGCGGAUGUAUGGAGAACACCAACGAUGUGCACAAGAACAGUAACCUGGCCGACCGGUUCGACGGCAAAGUCAAGGACUUGUGGCUGGACCUGUGUGACCUUAUAUCCCUUUACUUUCCAAAUUUGUCAGAGCUAGAUCGGUUGAAAAUAUUGUCCUAUAUUACUCAGUUCGUGUAUCAACAAUGUUCUCGUAAAGCUGAGAAGGCCAUUCAAAGUUUUACAUUUGGACAUGUCGAAAUGGUGACGAAAAAGGAGCUUAACAUACUUCUUGCCAUCCGAAAAAGAGCAGGUAAAGCGGAAAGAACUAGGGAUGCUAUUGUGCAGGAAAUAUACGACAAGACAAUGAAAACGGAGAAUGUAAAGAAAAUAGUGAAGCCUCAACAUUCCAAACUUACGUCUACGUUAACAAAUUUCAUAAAAGAACUUGCGGAUGUUUGUUGGUUGAUGUCGAUCUCGCAACCAGUAUUGUUCCUUAAUUUUGAGUUUAAAGCUUCAAUGACAGAAAAGUUUGUAGAGUAUUCCGCGGAAGUUGCGCCAGAUGUCGAUGGAAAUCUAAAAACCGGGGAUGUUUUGUUGGUGGUGCGACCAUCGGAAAUAUACGCCAAGACAAAGACAACGGAGCAUGUACAGAAUAUAGUGACGCCUCAACAUUCCGAACUUACGUUUACUCUAACUAAGUUCAUAAAAUAACUUGCGGAUGUUUGUUGGUUGAUGUCUAUCUCGCAACCAGUAUUGUCCCUUUAGUUUAAGUUUGAAGCUUCAAUAAGAGAAAAGUUUGUAGAGUAUUCCGCGGAAGUAACGCCAGCUGUCGAGGGAAAGCUAAAAACCGGAGAUGUUAUGUUGGUGGAGCGACCAUCGGUAGAAUAUAAAGACGCAAGUGGAUAUUUAAAGAAAGGGGAAGUAGUUAUAGUUCCUCAAUCUGUGGGAACGACCGUUAAAAUAGAACGUUUUGUUAAUUUGCGUUUCUGUGAUAUCAUAAUAAAUAGAAACUUUAGGACAAUAUAUACGCUAUUGUACAUUUUAAAUCAUUUUUCAUUUUAUAUUAUAUAUAUAUUAUUUUUAUUAUAUUUUUUUAUUCGCAUCUAAACUUUCUUUAUC
Molecule: messenger RNA, 1403 nt
Organism: Dreissena polymorpha
Lineage: Eukaryota; Metazoa; Mollusca; Bivalvia; Myida; Dreissenidae
Exons: 9
Coding region: 297-995 (232 amino acids)
Source: RefSeq, a predicted model, not a curated record